This is a messenger RNA of Eimeria mitis, 735 nucleotides long. RefSeq lists its product as uncharacterized. Bases 1 to 735 code for a protein of 244 amino acids. The record is from RefSeq and is a predicted model, not a curated record. NCBI's taxonomy places the organism in Eukaryota, Apicomplexa, Conoidasida, Eucoccidiorida, Eimeriidae. The transcript has a single exon.
AUGCAUGCGGGGCUGCUGACGAGAGGAGGCGAAGCAAAAGUACAGAUUGUUGCAGCACCAGCAGAGUUUGAAGGAAUCAAUAGAAACGGCAUUCGCUCAGACAGCAGACUCAUAAACAAUAAAAAAGAAAAAGCUUUCAUACUCAAACCUGCUAACAAUAACUGCAACAGGGAGACAGUGGAAAGCAGCAACAGCAGCAGCAGCAGCGGCAGCAGCAGCAACAUUAGCAGCAGCAGCAGCAGCAGCAACGUUAGCAGCAGCAAUAUUAGCAGCAGCAACAGCAGCAACAGCGGCAGCAGCAACAGCAGCAGCAGCAGCAGCAGCAAGAGUUUUAUAGAGUUGUAUUCUUCUGAUGAAGCGACAUCAACUCUGAAGGCCACGGAAACAUCUCCUCAAGAAAAUGAAAAAAUAAAUGCUGCAGCAGAAACAGCACAGUUUGCAGCAGCAACAGCAGCAGCAGCAGCAACAGCAGCAGCACCAACAGCAACUCUAACACAGCCAGCACCAGCUGCAGCAGGAGCACCACCACCAGCAGCAGCAGCAGCAGCAGCAGCAGCAGGACCAAGAGGGGGAGACCCCUCUCCUGCUGGUGUUUUGUUUGCUAACGAAGAAAUAAAUGAAGCUACAACAACCGCCAUCAAUGAUUUGUCUCUGAUCCUAUCGCACCGUCUGGGUGGGCUUGACGAGGAUGCAGCAGAACAUAUUCGUCUUGCAGCAACAAAAGUAAAAAAAUAA